This is a messenger RNA of Cylicocyclus nassatus, 1389 nucleotides long. Lineage: Eukaryota; Metazoa; Nematoda; Chromadorea; Rhabditida; Strongylidae. The record is from the annotation of a GenBank genome assembly.
AUGCAUGGCAAAAUAGUGCCUAAUGUUAGACUUUUACCACUCCAGCCUCCAAAAAAGUCGAAGCGUAAGGCUGCUAAAGAAACUUCACUAGACCUCAGGUAUUCUAUCUUAGAUCAGUACGACAUAGCGAGACAUAUACAAAACUAUCAUGUGGACCUGAAAAAACUUGAAAAAGUCGAUAAACUUUCAGUGCUUCUCGAAAACUUGAUCAGACAAGCAAACGAGUCAGUAACCAUUGCUCUCACACAACGAAGGGCACGAAGAAAGUUGUCGCAAAUUAAUGAGACCCUCUACAAAACUAGUAGCCACCUACUCAACUUCAGACGAAUGCAGAAGCAAGUAUUGCAAAAGAUGAAUCUUAUGCUGUUGCCUACAAGCAGACAUAAGCUUACUAUGUCUCUAAGGCGUCAUCAAAAACAUCUACACAACCAUGCUGUGAUGGCGAUCUCAAAUUUGUUUACAGUUCUAGUGGACUUUACUCCCCGAUGUGGAAGUCUGAUGAGAAUUUGGGAUGGAUUGGGAACAUUUGUUUGCAACGGGAUUGCUGCACCAGCGCAAGGGUUAUGGGUAGCCACAAUGUUUUGUGCUCUCGGAUCUGCAGCAAUCUAUCACGCCUUCUUCAACACUGCAAGAUUUUGGAAGGAUGCAAUGCAUGAUGAAUACGCAAAACGACGCUUAGAGAAGGUAAAGUAUGUACAGAAAGCUCUGAAACUAGAAAGGCUGAGCCAUUCAAGUUCAAGUAGUGAAACCACCAAACGCGCAGAUUCCUACAGUAAACCAACGAGUAGACCGAGCACAAGCGUCACCACGAAGAGCGCGUCAAGAUCCCCAAAAGGUCAUUAUGAUGCCGCUACAGUGGAAGCUAAGCAGUCGCUGAUUCCAAAAUCUAAGGAUAAAUCGCGAGAAAAGGAAGAUAUCGAAGAAGGAAAAGAAGACAACGAAGAAGGAAAGAAAGCUACCGCGAACCCACUCUCAACAAAUUCGAAAGAGCGAACAAUCAAUGCGAGUGCUCCUGCGAAAAGCUCAGAAGAGCCAACACAAUCAAAAGAAAUGCCAACAAAUGCUGCAGUCCGGGUCUCUGCCGAAAAUGCCGCAAAAAGUCAAUCGAGUAAUUCCCAAACAGAUUUGAGAAAGUCUAAGGAAGAAGUAAGAAGCCGUGAAUCAAUAGAACAACCUGAGAAAAAGAAAACUUUGAACAGUAGUAAGAAAUCGCUUCAAACAGGAAUACCCGCAUUUGAGAAGGUUGCCGUUCGAACUUCAAAAGAACAAGUGUCAAGCAAAAAUUCAAAGGAGAGAGUAGGAAGCGAAAGCAAGUCCAAGGAAUUUCUAGAUCAAGGAAAAGCAGGCAAUGGUAGUCAUAUCGUUUUUUCCCAACUUCACCAAACCUGA